AUGGUUUCUGUACGAGUCCCUGUGUUUAUUCUCUUUUUGGUGACGUUGGUCGGAGCUGGAUACCUCGGCUUUGCUUCCAUUGAACUUCAGCACGACAAACUCAUCCAUUUCGGAGUGUUUCUAGUGCUUACUACUGAGUUCUAUUUCGUCUUUGAUACGGGGCACAAGUCUCUAAAGACGCUUCGCACUAUUACUUUCACAGUGUGCACUGUUGGAGGCUCUGUGGGACUGGAGGUUGUACAAAGCCUUGUGAAUCCUACACGAGUGUUUGAUAUAUACGAUAUAGGGUGUAACGUGUUAGGUUCACUAGUGGGGUUAGUAGCCAGUUCUUCCUACGAGCAAUGGAGAGUGAGACAGAGUAAGCUUCAACGCACUGGCAGAUACAGAACUGUGCCUACAGAUGUGAUCCAGAGUCUGCUGGGCAGUGAAAGCGAAGACAGUUAUGUCCAGAUCCAGAUGGGGGACCUCGAGCGAGAGGAAAGAGAAUAGUAAACGGUAAUGAUAA
Messenger RNA from Scheffersomyces stipitis CBS 6054, 505 nucleotides. RefSeq lists its product as uncharacterized. The coding region runs from base 1 to 489 and encodes 162 amino acids. The record is from RefSeq and is a predicted model, not a curated record. The transcript is spliced from 2 exons. NCBI's taxonomy places the organism in Eukaryota, Fungi, Ascomycota, Pichiomycetes, Serinales, Debaryomycetaceae.